AUGGCUGAGGAAGCCUCCAGCCCUACCGGACAAGCUGGCACAGCAAUUGGAGCCGCUAGCCUUUUUAUACAAGUUUUUCAAGGAUGCUUAACAGGAUUCUCUCUUUGGAAGCACGACAAAAAUGUAGGAACAGAUGCGCUUAUCUUCAAAGUACGAUUAGACCUCCAAGCUGCAAAGUUCCGGGCCUGGGCUUUCGAAUGGGGCUUGCACAAAGGAACUGAUUCGCCUUAUUUCCGCGACGAGAGAUUCAAGACCUACAACGACGAAGCAGUCCAAGCUGUUUUGACUAUCUAUUCGAUUCUCGCUGAUCUAGGAGGCCUUCAAGUCGAGAACCCACUCCUUGCUGCUGCUGGGAAACACGAGGUUACGCCAGCUGCCUCGUUCAGCAACAUGCACCGAUUCAGCGAUCCAGAUUCCAUUGAAAGAAAGUACUGGGUGAAAAAGAUGGAAACGAUUCGUGAAGAUGUCAGCCUUCACCAACGCCUUCGCUGGGCUCUUGAAAGCGGAACAGCCGAUAAGAUACUGGAAAACCUUGAGAGGAUGAUAGGAGAUCUCUAUCAGUUGUUCCCUCCUGUGAGAAACGAUCCAGCUGUGCCAGUCAUAAUGAACCAGUCGCUGCCUACGGAGCAACUUCCAGUGUUAAAUGAAAUCAACCCAAGUACAGUAGAUGACCCACUACUGAUCGGUCUCGCUCGACUCAAAGCUGCUACGACCGACCUGCAGGCACGAGCCAGCGCUUUGGAACAAAUUAACGUCAAUAGAAAAAUGCGAGAUCUCAAAGGAGCCAAGUAUAGUGGCAAGGAGAGACGUUCUAUUGGAAGAUUUCAGAACGAGGAUGUGCUCGUAGAAUGGAAAGCCGUGGACGCCACACUUGCUGAAGCAAGGGGUGACGGUGUUGUUUUCGGUACGGUGAUGGACCAACGCAUUAAGAACAUUGCCCGCCUUCUUAGGUCUGACAAUAAGCCUGAGGAGCUUCGGACACUGACCUGCCUUGGCGUGGUCACCACUACCGGGACCUCGGACUUCAGUAAGCAGUAUGGUAUGCUCUACCAAAUACCGAGUACCACAUACAGCACCCUUUCUGAUGCCUUGGAAACUUCGAAGAAUGACUUCUUCCUGGAAGAUCGUUUCUCAUUGGCCGUGGUUUUAGCCAAGGCAAUGCUGUACUUGCACUUAGCUGGAUGGCUGCACAAGGGCAUUCGGGGCGACAACAUUGUGUUUUUCGUUCAAGAUGACACAAAGUAUGACUUAAGCAAGCCGUACCUGGUAGGUUUUGAGUACAGCCGCGAAAGCAGGCCGAAUGCUCAGACCGAAGAUGUACUCGAGGAUACCGAGUCAAAUUUGUACAGGCACCCCGAGGUACAGGGUGUUCCUCGGGAGCUGGCCGAACAGAGUGGCUUAUCCGAAACCCAAAAGACCCGACCUCCCUUCAGUGCGAAGCAUGAUAUAUAUAGCCUUGGCAUUGUUCUUCUUGAAAUUGGACUUAUGAAAUCCGCAUGGUCCAUGCUUGAGACAGCAAAAACACAACAAGACUACAAAUCUCACUCGGCUGCAAACUUCCGAGCAUGGCUGCUAGAGAGCCAAGUUCCUUGCCUGGGGCCACUGGCUGGCCGGAGCUAUAUGGAAGCCGUUAGGUCUUGUAUCACCGGCGAGCUGAGUCUGGAAGGACGAACUCUUGCAGAGGCGUUUUACGUCGACGUUGUGCAGAAGGUUACCGGACCUUCAAGCGUUGAUAUCGGUCCUUAA
This is a messenger RNA of Neoarthrinium moseri, 1746 nucleotides long. RefSeq lists its product as uncharacterized. The record is from RefSeq and is a predicted model, not a curated record. Gene Ontology annotation, molecular function: protein kinase activity; ATP binding. The transcript has a single exon. The coding region runs from base 1 to 1746 and encodes 581 amino acids. Gene Ontology annotation, biological process: protein phosphorylation. Lineage: Eukaryota; Fungi; Ascomycota; Sordariomycetes; Amphisphaeriales; Apiosporaceae.